Molecule: messenger RNA, 1473 nt
Organism: Pimephales promelas (fathead minnow)
Lineage: Eukaryota; Metazoa; Chordata; Actinopteri; Cypriniformes; Leuciscidae
Source: RefSeq, a predicted model, not a curated record
UCCCCUCUCCGCCAUAUUGGUAGGAUUCCGGCGGCAAACCAUGAUUGUUUACAUGUUGUUAACUCGGUAGUAGAGGAGGUUCUCUCGAUUCCGCAUUGUUUUACCAUGCCUGGAAGUCGCUGCGGCGUUAAAAACUGCCCCAGUACCUCGCACGAUUCAUAUGGAAACCAUAGGAAUAAUGGAAUACAGUUUUUUAGGUUACCAAAAUGGACACAGCAUCAGGGAGAGCAAGUCUCUGACCUGACGAGGAGACGCCGGAUUGCUUGGUUGGCUGCAAUAAGAAGAAAGGACCUUACUUUCGAUCUCACCCCCCAGUCGAUGAGAGUGUGUUCUCUGCAUUUUCACUCGGGUAAACCAUCAUAUGGGAUGUUGGAGAACCACCCUGACUGGGCACCAUCCCUGCGGUUAGGACACAAUGAUGUUAAAGAAACAGAUGUAGCGAGAUAUCAGCGGCAAGUAAAGCGCAGGACCCAGCGUCUGGAGGGGCCGCCAGCCCAGGAUUACCAGCAGCCGCUAUCGCCAGCACAUGAUUACCAGCAGCCACUAUCGCCAGCACAUGAUUACCAGCAGCCACUAUCGCCAGCACAUGAUUACCAGCAGCCACUAUCGCCAGCACAGGAUUACCUGCAGCCGCUAUCGCCAGCACAGGACCACCAGCAGCCGCCAUCCCCAGCCCAGGACAAGGAAUGUUGUCUCUGUAUAUUUAGACAAGAGGUUAUCAACAGUCUUUUGGAAGAAAACAGAGAGCUGAAGCGGCAGCUUGAUGAGUACCAGAUGGAUGAGAAAUUGGUGGUGAAGAUAACGUAGUGAAGUUUUACAUGGGGCUUUCAAACUUUGCAUUGUUCCAGACACUACUACUCACCCUCACUCCACAUCUGCCUCAAGGUAGGAUGAAGGAGCUCUCACCCUUCCAGCUUGUCCUAUUGACUUUAAUGGGCCUCAGACUAGACCUUCAAAUACAGGACCUCAGCCAUCUGUAUAAAGUACAUAGGACAACAGUCGCCGAUGCCUUUCACCAUACCCUUGGAGUGAUGUACGCACAGCUGUGUCCAUUGGUGCACUGGCCAAGCAGGGAAUGCUUAUUGAAAGUGGUUUUCUUAACAAACUGUUACCAGGUGACAUUGUGCUGGCGGAUAGGGGCUUUAAUAUGAGAGAAAGUGAGGGCAUGAUGUGUGCUGUUGUAAAAUUACCUACAUUCACAAGGGGUCGUGCACAGCUGGAGCCGAAAGAUGUGGAGGAGACUAGGGCCGUAGCACAUCUCAGAAUUCACGUUGAGAGGGUGAUUGGUGUUGUGCGCAACAAUUUCAAAUUCUUACACUCAACUGUACCUGUGCACAUGCUUGUCAAAUGUGAGGGUAAAAACCUAAUACCUUUAGAUAAGAUUGGCACUGUUAACGAACAUGGGCAAACGUGUUGUUUGAGUUCCUUGUUCAUUACUUUAUUUCUUUGAAAUAAAUGCUUGAAACAACUUGA